UAGACUUGUGUGCUUAGUGUUUACAAACUUGAAUUCGAACAGGCUCGUGUGCUCCGUAGUGUUGAAUACGAAACUUAAAUACAAUUAAUUUGCUCAAUAGAUCCCAAGGAAGUAUCGAGAAUUUUUAUUCCUAACUUCUUAUGAUUAAGAUAAAAUGAAGUUGGAAUUAAUAGCGUUUUCCCUAUGCUGCCUCAACUUAUAUGUAGAUUGCGACUGGAAACAUGAUCGCCGUGGACAUCAAAGGAGUUGGCAAUCAAGAGACAGCGCAAAUGAAAUCACUUCACGGCGUAGAUCCGAUCCUCCUGACCACACUAAGCUCAUACCUAUGGCACGAUACGUGCUUCACAGUGCUGACUGGGCUUCGUUGGCUACGAUUUCAAAUCUACCAGCAAUCGAAGGAUUCCCGUUUACAAACGUGAAAUCUGUCGUGGACGGAUCUUUGGCGAACUCAACUGGAGUGCCAUACUUUUAUAUGUCACCAUUGGACUUCAGUGCCCGGGAUUUAACAAAAAACAGUCGAGCUACUGUUCUCGUAUCUUUAGAAGAAACCAAAUUUUGUGAACAGAACAACUACGACCCUGAAGAUCCACGUUGUACGAGACUUAUGCUCUCCGGUAAAAUGAAGAAGGUCAAGGAAGGCAGUGAUGAGUACAAAUUUGCUAAGGCCGCUUUAUUCGAGAGGCAUCCGGCAAUGGCUAAUUGGCCUACGGAUCACGACUGGUUCAUAGCCAAAAUGAAAAUUGCUCUAAUAGCGAUGGUCGAUUGGUUCGGUGGAGCCAAAUACAUUCCAGUUCGCGACUACUUGGCAUACAAUUACACGGGCACCGAAAUGCUUGAAUAUUAUAAUCAUUUACAACAUAAGCAUGUAAUCGUUUAACUUUUUUUUUUCUAACUUUCACGUUAUAGGUUACGGAUUCUCAGUUUUUUUACAACAGUACAAGGUUAAUUUUUAUUACUGGUGGUAGGACUUCUUGUGAGUCCGCGCGGGUAGGUACCACCACCCUGCCUAUUUCUGCCGUGA
Messenger RNA from Bombyx mandarina (wild silkworm), 1021 nucleotides. RefSeq names its product Cellular Repressor of E1A-stimulated Genes (gene CREG). The record is from RefSeq and is a predicted model, not a curated record. NCBI's taxonomy places the organism in Eukaryota, Metazoa, Arthropoda, Insecta, Lepidoptera, Bombycidae.